GGAGGAAAGAAGCAACUGCUUGAUUUCCCCACCCCUUGAACGCAUUCGGCAUAUUUUACGUUGCGUCGUUCCCUUCUGCUGAGUCACUUUCGGAUUGAAAUUUUUUCUCCUUUUUCGAAAAUGCUCGCAGCGCACAGGUAGGAGGUAAACUGGGCGCUGUUUUGACACUAACUUUUUGCAACGGCUAUACUUCUUCGCUGCGUCAGCGAGGGGAAAAUCAAGAUGAACGCCCCGGGGAAGGAAAAGCGGCUAUCGCUGCUCAUAUGCCGCGUCAACAUGCUGAUAAACUUGCUGCAAAGCAGACUGGCGUUCCCACUGAUAUACCCAUUCAACACCACCGCGCUGAACAAUGAAAAGUCGCUGGAGUUGUACUUAAAGAAAUUACGGAAGGAUGGAAACUUUGACGAAGAAGCUUUUAUGAAAACCCUGGCGUUUAUAACACCGUCUAUCAUAACCCUGACGAAGUUGGUUCAUGUUUUGAAGGCAGGCCAUUCUUUAUGUAACUACUCGGGAGUGUCCACCAAAUUGAAGUAUAUGGACAGGAGACGGGGAGCUAGUGCCCUAAUGCAGCAUGAGACAAAACUGCACUUAUUGAGACCGCAGGUGUGGAGACUGCUAAAGCCCAAUGAUGAAAUGAACACGAAACAUUUGAGGUGGAGGAAGUGACCACACGGGGGGAAGCGGGGUCGAAGUUUGCACCAGAAGGGUUUUGGUGGGCCUCCACAGGGGAAAAACAAAAUGGGUUGAAGUGAAACGAAAAGGGGUGCAAACUGCUAUGCGAGGUGAAUCGAUUAACGGCGUGUGGAGAGACACAUGGGAAGGUUCUUCUAUCCCCCCCAUUGCAGAUGUGAAGAGUGACGCAAAUUAAUUAGCGGCUGGAUGUGCCGUGCGCUUUCACUGGGGUGAUCGAAUUGGGGGAGCCCCUCCCCUGAGAGGCUUCCCCCCCGAAACGCUUAACCCCACGGCGGACUCACUUUAUAUCCACGCCGAGCUUCUUAAAUAUAUCUUUUAUAUUUUUAUGUCUGUCCAGGAUUUUAAGAAACUUCAUUUUAAUUCUGGGGUCCCUGAGCAAAACGGGCUUGUUGACUAUUUUGCAAACGUCUAAAUCGUUUUUAUGGCCAUCCUCC
Messenger RNA from Plasmodium vivax (malaria parasite P. vivax), 1127 nucleotides. RefSeq lists its product as hypothetical. Bases 223 to 666 code for a protein of 147 amino acids. The record is from RefSeq and is a predicted model, not a curated record. The transcript has a single exon. NCBI's taxonomy places the organism in Eukaryota, Apicomplexa, Aconoidasida, Haemosporida, Plasmodiidae.